Messenger RNA from Crotalus tigris (Tiger rattlesnake), 8314 nucleotides. It is a transcript of the gene HSPA12A, whose product is annotated as heat shock protein family A (Hsp70) member 12A. NCBI's taxonomy places the organism in Eukaryota, Metazoa, Chordata, Lepidosauria, Squamata, Viperidae. The transcript has 11 exons. The record is from RefSeq and is a predicted model, not a curated record. The coding region runs from base 261 to 2168 and encodes 635 amino acids.
UUCCCUUUGGCUGUCUUGCACGGCCAGGCGUGGGUGGAGAAGAGACGGAAAAGCGGAUCGGGUGGGGGGGGGAGCUUGCCUGGGCUCCUCAUCCGCAGAUCUGGGAAGGAAGCAAUUGCAGCAGAAUAGCCUCCCGCCAAAUGGCUCAGACUGCUGAGUGAGAGGCGCGCUCGUGGGUUUGCCCCCCUCCCUCUUUCCCUGCUGAUCUCGCCUCGCGUAAUUGAAGUAGAGAGCGGAGGGCGCAGUAGACGCCUUCAGACAUGGCGGGGACCGAAGGCAUCGCAGCAGAUGCAGUUUCAACAUCUGCCUAUGCAUCUCCAGCAAGAAGUUUAGGAGAUCCAGGAAUCACACCGUUGUCUCCUUCCCACAUUGCGAAGGACUCGGAUGCAAAUGAUGCCGAGGAACAGACGUUUCUUGUUGUGGUGGCCAUUGACUUUGGCACAACUUCGAGUGGUUAUGCUUACAGCUUCACCAAGGAACCUGAAUGUAUUCAUGUAAUGAGGCGAUGGGAAGGAGGAGAUCCUGGUGUGUCCAACCAGAAGACACCAACAACUAUUCUCUUGACCCCAGAACGAAAGUUCCACAGUUUUGGUUAUGCAGCUAGAGAUUUCUAUCAUGACCUAGAUCCUAAUGAAUCAAAACACUGGCUAUAUUUUGAAAAAUUUAAGAUGAAGCUUCAUACAACUGGUAACCUUACUCUAGAAACUGACUUGUCAGCAGCAAAUGGCAAGAAAGUCAAGGCCCUUGAAAUAUUCGCAUAUGCUCUACAGUACUUUAAGGAACAAGCAUUAAAGGAACUGAGUGAUCAAGCUGGGUCAGAGUUUGAAAAUUCUGAUGUGCGAUGGGUCAUCACAGUGCCUGCUAUCUGGAAGCAGCCUGCAAAGCAGUUUAUGAGGCAAGCUGCCUACAAGGCAGGCAUGGCGUCCCCGGAGAUUCCUGAACAACUGAUAAUUGCCUUGGAACCAGAAGCUGCAUCAAUUUAUUGCAGGAAACUCCGCCUUCAUCAGAUGAUAGACCUAAGCAGCAGAGCGCCAGUCAAUGGCUACACUCCAAGUGAAACUAUUGCCUCAGGCUUCACGCCAGCAAAAGAACACAUUCGACGAAAUCGACAGAGCCGCACCUUUUUGGUUGAAAAUGUCAUAGGAGAAAUCUGGUCCGAGCUGGAGGAAGGAGGGCCAUAUGGCUCUUUAGGUGUGGACUAUGAAUUUGAAAAACUUCUGUGCAAAAUAUUUGGUGAAGAUUUUAUUGAACAAUUUAAAAUCAAGAGGCCUGCUGCCUGGGUUGAUCUGAUGAUAGCAUUUGAAUCUCGCAAGAGAGCAGCGGCUCCUGAUCGGACCAAUCCACUGAAUAUCACCCUGCCUUUUUCUUUCAUUGACUACUACAAGAAGUUUCGAGGUCACAGUGUAGAACAUGCCUUAAGGAAAAGCAAUGUGGAUUUUGUGAAGUGGUCCUCUCAAGGAAUGCUGAGAAUGAGUCCUGAUGCAAUGAAUGCCCUCUUCAAACCUACAAUUGACCAAAUUAUAGAGCAUCUCAGUGAUAUUUUUGAAAAACCUGAACUGACAAAUGUAAAGUUCCUGUUUCUUGUGGGUGGAUUUGCAGAAGCCCCACUACUACAACAAGCUGUCCAGAUUGCUUUUGGUUCAAAAUGCCGAAUCAUCAUUCCUCAAGAUGUGGGGCUUACAAUCCUCAAAGGAGCCGUCCUUUUUGGUCUGGAUCCUGCUGUCAUUAAAGUGCGCCGUUCCCCUUUGACCUAUGGGGUGGGGGUCCUGAAUCGCUACGUAGAAGGGAAGCACCCUACUGAAAAGCUGCUAGUUAAAGAUGGCACCCGUUGGUGCACUGAUGUCUUCGACAAAUUUAUCUCGGCUGACCAGUCGGUGGCACUUGGUGAGACCGUGUCCCGCAGCUAUACCCCUGCCAAGCCUUCUCAGCUGGUCAUUGUGAUCAACAUCUACAGCUCAGAACACGAUAAUGUGAAUUUCAUCACUGAAGCUGGAGUGAGGAAGUGUGGCACACUCCGCUUGGAUCUCACUGGAACUGACAAAUCUGUGCCAGGCCGGAGGGAAAUUAAAACGCUAAUGCAGUUUGGAGACACUGAGAUUAAAGCCAUGGCAAUAGAUGUUGCCACUUCUAAAAGUGUAAAAGCUGGUAUUGAUUUCUUAAACUACUGAUUUUUUUUUCUUUUUCUUUUCCAUGGCCCCCACCACUUAUUGUUUCAAUGUUUUGUUCACUGGCUGCCAAAAACAUCCUGAAUUUAGGCUAGAAAGAUAAAGCAUAGAAGAAGAAAAGCAUCAGGAUUUUUAAUUAUUAUUUUUUGCUCUUGAAAUUACCAAUUGAAAAUCUGAACAAGGAGUUACCAGGUGCUACCCAGUAAACAACAUAUUUGAACAACCCAAAUAUGUAAUGAAAAUUAAGCACUGGGAGACAUAUUGCUGUACUUGAUGUCUUUCAUAUGCUCUGAAUUUUAGGGCCUAAUAAUCAAACCUGUUAUUUCUACAUUUAGGGUACCAACUAAUCUACUUUAUUUUUUUGGAGCACUAAAAGUGAAAUUUAUAAUCACGAUUUGUGGCUAUCAGUUUCACAAUAGAAAUAUGUUAAGUCUUCAGCAAUUUUAAAAGUCAGCCUCUCUUAUUUAUUUGAUGAAGUAGGAAUACUGGAAUAUAAACAUGUAAAAAUACAAAUGAACAGCUGCUACAAACCAGGUUUAGAAAUUGGGUCUUUGUAGCAUGAAACUAUUUCUUUAUAGGAUCAAAUGAUGUGUUGGUUUGGUGGGGGUUUGCUUCUGUUCAAUGAAGUUUUAAGUUAGUAAACCUGUUAGAGCUGCAAUCUUAUUAAAGAAAUUGAUCCAAUAGUAACAUUUGGAGGAAGUGCUGAAGCAAGAAGUAUACUUUAUUUAAUUUGUAGAAACACAUUAGAACAUUGUUUUAGGAAAGGAAUUCUUCCUCCCUGUGGAGAGAAGUAGCAUUGCACCUGAAUAAUUUGCCAUUUAUAGUUUUAAAAGCACUCAGUUACAGUGCUCUGUCCAAUUAAUUAACACCAACUUUAAUUUUGCAGCACUGAUGUUUGCAUUUCCCCCUUUUUCAAUAUUGAAUAGGAAUGCUUUCCAAAGAUUAAACCAAUUCUGUAAAUGAGAAAGUGUCCCUCCUUCCCAUUUUACUGUUGGCCAGCCUCUGGCUUUAUUUAUCUAUACCUCUCUUCAGCCAGUUCUUGAACAAAACAAACAAGAGGGUGUGGUAGCAAUAGUUAAACAGAGAUCAUCUCUAUCCUCAGGUUGUAGAAUGAAAGAAUCCAUUUUCAUUGCCUUUCUCAGCCAUGCCAAACAAAGGAAAAACUUCCUGUGUUGAUCCUAGGGAAUGAUAUCUCAUACAAGCGAUAACAUUUUCCUAGGACCAAUUUAAUUAUUUGAUAAAAUAAUUCAUAUAACUCCACAUAAGUUACUCAACAUUUCAUUGAAAAAAAACCUAUUAAAUUUACAACUAUGUACGGCAGAGGUCCCCAACCUUUUGGGCCCCCGAGACCGGUUCUUUGGAGAAAGGGUUUUCCACAGACCGGAGAGUGUGUGGUUUUGUGUGUUGCCUGCAUCCUACAGACUGGUUGUUUGUGCGGACUGGUACGGACCAGAGGUUGGGGACCUCGAUGUAUGUUGUUACAUUGUUUACCAUUCUCUGCAAAAUAACAGCCCUCCCUACAUUUUCCCUUUGAAGUAACUGCAUAAACUGAUAUUGAAAAAGCUGAAUAUUCCUUCUUCUAUUCUGUGACCAAUAGCCUGAUUCCGGAAGAGUAGCUUCUCAGCAGAGGAAAAAGAAAAAAAGAAGUAAUUGAGCAAUGUUAUUUCUGACCAGAAGAGGGAGUACAGACAUUAUAUCUUUGAUCACUUAAAUGGCUUCCAAGGUACACAACAAUACUUUACAUUCAAUGUGAAUGAAGCUUUAACUGACAAACUUAUUAUCCAAGAAGGGAAAAUGAAACAUCAGUCUCAUAUAGAAACUGACUAAAACUCUAGUGCCAUCUUGUCCAAACUGAUGUCAUCCAGUAAUGUUGACCUGUAAAUCCCAGAAUUCCUAGAUAAGAUGUAUAACCAGCAGCCAUGUUGUAUAGGAAUUCUGGAAGUUACAAUGUCAAAACAUCCUGAAAGCACUAUAUUGUGGAAGAUCCCUAGCAACAGGGAGGCUGCCUCUGCUUAGUCUGUCUAAAGCUGUCUAUGCCAUGGACAAAUCUCCUCUGAUACGACUACAGAUGAUUUGAUGAAAAUACACUGCCAGCCUAGUGUGUCUUUCCAGGCUAACUACUUGCAAAUACGAAGAUUGCCUCCAGUUGAGCAUUACAAUUCAGGCCUUGAUAGGUAGCUAAUUCCAACAUGUUGGAUUUGAGGCCAAAUUCAUGACAGAAGGCCUGUUUUGUCAGGUAGAAGCUGACACUUUUUUUCACAACACUGACAAAACAUUGUCAUCCAUCGAAAUCUAUUAUGCUUUCAAGAUGCCUGAAAGCUAAUUGUUUAGCUGGAUCUUUUUCCCUAUUAGCUAUGCAUGAGUGAAAAGCCAUAGAAUCAUUUUCUUCCUCCCCCCCAAAAAAAUCUCAAGAUUCCUUAUUAAGCACUUACAUAAUUUAGGGACCAACUUUGCAUCAUGCAAACAUUUUGAUUUUCUGGGAAGAAUUUAAAGGUCCCUUUGCAUUAUAUCCUAUAAAUAAUAUUUCCUGAUAGAAGAGAAUAAGCUUUGAUUUACUAUCAGAGGAAUAGAUUGGGUCAUUUUAAUUACAGCAUCUUAUUCCUCCAGUAAUUAUUCUCCUGGAAUAAUUAUAAAGUAUGCAUGCUGGCAUUUCUUCUUUUAUUCUGACUGCUGUGUUUUUAAAAGCCUCCCCCAUGAGUGACUGAAUGCCUUUCUGUAGCUUUCAAAUAAGCAACUCCAUUGGAAUGAGCUAUGAACAAAAAUUAUUUGAUGUAUAUACAAUAUUUAAAUAUUGUACAGAUGUUUUCUUCCUGAAAGUAGUAUUUUCUUGUACAGAAUGAUCUUUAUCCCUGUUGAUUUGCAUCAGUGUUUAAUUUUAAAUAAUAUAGCUUCUGCCGUGACUUCAGUAAUUACAGGCUUUUAAAGAUGACAAGGGAUUUAAUGCACAAAGAUGAUCUUAUAAUAAGGGGAGUGGAGUGUCAGGAUGUCAGACAGUACCACAUUAUUCUCCGUGCUACGCAAAUAAUAGCUUGCAGACUGCCGGAUUUUUCAUUCUUUUUGCUUUAACAGGUAUAGGCUGCCUUAAUGCUCUGCAUCUGUGCUCUGCUUUGGAUAAUACCUACUCUAUAGAAAGUAGAUGAUCAGUUACCGCAUUAUCACACCAAAUGAACUCCUGUUUCAAGGCAUACGUUUUAUUUUAAUUACGUCUCUUCUGCAAGACAAAACUGAACCAAAAUGAAGCAUCAGAAAAGAAGGAGCUCUGGUAAUGGCAGAUGAGUUGAAGUUCGUACAGGCCUUGUACCAUCCUCUGACUGCAGACCACAUAUCAAGUCAGGAAUCGGCUCAAUAUAAAAUCACACAUUGGAGGCUUCAGUGCCUGGAUAAGCAAUAGAUCAGUUUGUCAACCAUGGCAAGUUUACAAUGGGUGGACUUCAAUUCCCAUGCUUGCUGAGAAAUUCUGGGUGUUGAAGUCCACCUGACAUAAACUUGCCAAGGUUGAGAAACGCUGCAAUAUACCAAUGGUACAUUUUCUGUAUUAACGAAAUCUAUAUCCAAAAUUGUGGAACAGAGUUGUUGACAGAAUCACAGGAUCCCAUUGUAAGACUACAGCUUCAUAUUUUUUUUUCCUAGUCCCAUGACUACCUUGGAUUACUGUUAUUGCAUUUUUACUUGCUACGUUGUCAUAACUUCAAUAGAGUGCAGUUUUAAGGCUUAGAAUCAACAUAACAAGGGCAGAAAUAAUUAAAAAGUGCGACAAAGCAAGAUUUGUUUGCUGUUCAAUACUGUGGCUUGAAAAGUCACAUUAACUUUCAUGAACGAUUUUUUGAAGCUGCAACACCUUUUUUUCAGGUGAAAAGGUCAGACUACGAGCAAUAGCAAAAAAAAUGGCACUGGCAGGAGAUGUGAAACAUUUCCUUUUCAAAAUACAAACCCCUCACAUAAUGGAGAUACAAAUUUUAACCCAAAACUGCACUUCAGAAAUAAGCCUCCAAAUGAGCAGGGGGUUUACUCCCCGGAAAUGGGUUUAUGAACUUCAGUACUUAUAACUUAUAUCAGAAAAACUGGAUGCAAGUAAUUUCCAUCAGGUUUAUUGCAGGAAAGAACAUGUUAGGGAUGUUUAAGUUAUCGGUACUUUUCCCCUCAAACUCUUGAAUUAAUUGUCAGCUUGUGUGAGGAAUAUACUUUCCAACAUUUCUGCAAAUUUCAGUCACUUCAGAUCCUUUAUAUUCUUGCUUAUUCAUUUCUUUCUUUGCACAAAUGCCAUCUGGUUCUAACUAAGGAAGGCUGGUUAGAAUCAGUUCCCAAUCUGAAUUGCUUUUUAAAGCCAUAGGUUAAUCAAUCCACUUUUAACAAUUUCCCCUUUUUCCAUAGUGAACCAAAUUCAAAAUGGAUUCCUGCAACCCCCCUUUCUAGCUUAUAUUUAUUGAAGUAUCAUUUAAUUUUACCUUAUUUUUAAUGGGUUAUAUUUCUGAUACAGAAAGGUUGAUAGGAGCAAGAUUUAUUUUUGUAAUUUUUUAUUUUCCCUAAACAAAAGUCAUGCAUAGCAAGCAUCUAUACUUCUCUCUGUCUUCAUGAAUCAAGCUAUUAACAAACUAGCUACUAUUCGAGGUCCAAAAUACUAUAUUCCUGCAUUAUUGAGAAUCCACAGAGUGUUAACGUGUCUAGCUUGUGAGAGGCCAGAGGUCCUUUAAUUUCUGCAAAAAGAUUUGUUCCUUUUUAAAAAGUGGAUUACAAUAAUCUUAACGUUAACCAGUUGCUUAGCAGUGCAGAGCUUACAUGAAAAUACUGCCUUUGGAUGGAGACAUGUAAGAAUCUGAUCUGAUUAAUGCCUCAAUGUGCUUUGUUUUGUAUGCCUGCAGCCAAUGAAGGGAGAUAACUCAUGGAGGGCUGCUAUGCUUGCGAAAUAUAUAGUGUAGCCAACAAACCACUUCAGUUAUAAUCCUGCCAACAGAAGUACAAAUAUAUUAGCUGAUUUGCUCUUAUGGGGCUUCUGCUACUUUUAGUUAUAUAUAUAAAGCUUUCAACAAUUUACACACACACACACACAGAAUGCCACUGAAUAAGACUGAGGUUUUUGGAAAAUAUUUUUCCUUCCUGCUGUCAACUCUGCCCCAAACAGCAUAAUUUUGCUUGGUGUUCUCUGCCACUCAGGUUCCACUCCCCACCCCUGCUUCCUAAAAUAAUAGUGGAAAUAGGAUAGAUGUUUAAUGGAACAGUUUAGAAAUAGAAUGUGUAAUGAUGUGACAACUUCAGGUUUUAUUAUGAAGCACUAUGUUACAUUUAAAAUAAAUGGUAAAUAAAUGCUUGCUUAUAGGUAGAAUUUAUCCUAAGUUGGUAGAAACUAUCAAAAUGUGAGUAAGAAGCUAAAGUUUCCAUAAAUUACAAGUUAUAUCUAUUAUCUGCUAGUUGCUCGCAAAUGGGCCAACUAGGUUGAUUAGGUGUGAAAAGACAGGUUCAAGUCCACUCUCAGCUACAGAAAUGUAUUGGGUGACUUUGGGCCAAAGGCUUUCUCAUCGCCCAGCUGAUCUCAUGGAGUUGUCAGGAGGGAGAAAAAUGAAGGAGGAGGUCUAAGUGCACCACUGAGUUCCUGGAAAAAAAGGCAGGAUAUAAGAGAAAUAGAUAAAUGAAGUUAUUCAGUGAAGUAAUCUAGUAAAAAAGUUGUAAAAGGAAAGCUUGGUCUACUGAUACAAUCUUCACCCUGAGCAGCAACAUUACAUUCUGCUUUCGUAGAAGUUUCUGCUUGGGCAAAAUCUUAAGAAUUCUGGAAACUAGAAAUCUUGUCAAUCAAAUCUGGGCUUGCUAAAAGAUCUCAACCAUUUCUCUGCAUUCUGUUUUUGAAUAAACAAAUUUAUUAAUAUUACAAGAUCUACUUUUCAAACAAAGGUCAUGUACUUAUUAUAGCAAAUUGCAAUACUUAUGAGAAAAAAAGGUAUGUUUUGUGUAGGUUGUGGGACAUAAGACCAAUCUAUACAUCUAUGCUUGGAUAACUUCUAAAACAGAUUAUAAAAACAAUCUGGUUGGUGUGAUUUUAUUGACUGCCUUCCUUGUUCCAGAUUCUUUAAACACCACUAAAUUCUGACGAUUACAGCUUGUUACAUUUAUAUCUGAAAACACUGCUGUUUAAAAUUUCAAAUAAAUUAGUAAAUUAU